Suhomyces tanzawaensis NRRL Y-17324 is the source of this 4707-nucleotide messenger RNA. RefSeq lists its product as uncharacterized. The record is from RefSeq and is a predicted model, not a curated record. Bases 1 to 4707 code for a protein of 1568 amino acids. NCBI's taxonomy places the organism in Eukaryota, Fungi, Ascomycota, Pichiomycetes, Serinales, Debaryomycetaceae. The transcript has a single exon. Gene Ontology annotation, cellular component: cytosol.
AUGGCCACGACGUCAUCUACAGGAAAAGUUUCGGGUAGAUCUAGAGCUAUGUCAGGCUCCAUUCCUUAUAAGGAUUUGGGUUACGUUUCGGCUAACAACCCGCACCCAACCUCGAGUGCCAAUAUCGAGGCCCAAUCGGGAGUGGUAUCGUCAGGAACAGCUGUAACCAGUUUUCCUCAUGAUAUACCUCCUGAUAUGGUGAUUUUACUCCAAAAGUUAGAAGAUGAUUUCACAGUGCACAAAAGCAUUGAUCAAUGGACGUACAUCAACAGAAGAGAGGAGAUCAUGCAGUCAGUGAGCAGGUUACAUCAACAGCAACAAGAAAACAUCCAGUUAGACGAAACACAGUUAGAAAAGCCAUUGCACCCACGUCGUGCAGCUACAUUGACAAAUGAUAGUUUGUUAAAUCCAGACUACUUGAUUGGCAUAUUAGCUGACCGUGCCAGACUAUACAAGACAGAACACGCAUUCAUGGUCUUAGACACAAAAGGAAAAGAAGUUUCUUCUAUUACUUGGGAGAAGCUCUAUUUCAAGGCAGUUAAGGUCGCAUAUGAGAUCCAGCAUAAAAUGUCCUUGAAAAACAAGGAUACUGUAGUGUUACUUUACAAAGACGGAGAAGUUGGUGAGUUUGCUGUGGCAUUAUUCGGUUGCUUUUUAGCAGGAGUUACUGCCAUCCCAAUCCACCAGGAUAUAUCAUGGCACGAAGUUUUGGAUAUUAUACAAUUGACCUCCACUAAGUUGGUUCUAUUUUCGGAUGUUGUUUCCAAGGAACUUGACAAGAUUAGUGUUCAGAACCUGCGCAUAAGCUGGCCUUCAAACGUCAUCCGGUGGAAAACGACAGAAUUUGGCUCAGCAAAAUCCUCAGAGAUGUCCCAUUGGAAUUCCAAACAAAACCACAGUAAAAAUUCUAAAUCUGGAAGUAAGGCAGACCUAGCGUACGUGGAAUUCUCAAGGUCCCCUGUUGGUGAAUUAAGAGGUAUUGCUUUGAGUCAUCGAACUAUACAUCAUCAAAUGAACUGCUUGAAUGUCACAUUGCUGAGUAUGCCUGAUUCUGGAGGAGGGCUUCAACGAAGUCAUAAAGAAUUCAAAAGAAAUAGAAAAGUGUUUUUGGCCACUUUGGAUAUAAGAUUUUCAAUUGGAAUUAUUUUAGGUGUUUUAUUCACUGUUUACUCAGGAAAUUUGCUUAUAUGGGCACCUCAAAAAGUCAUGGAGAUUCAAGGGCUUUAUGCUAACAUUAUAUCCAAAUGCCGGGCAUCUUUAUUAUUAGCAGAUUACAUCGGGUUAAAACGAGUAACUUACGAUUAUCAACAGUCCCCUAAUGCAACAAGAUACUUUUCUAAAACACAAAGGGUUGACUUUUCCUCAGUGAAAUGGGUUUUGGUGAAUGCUUUGACAAUUGAUGGAGAAUUUAUAGAAAUCCUUGCUCAAAGAUAUUUACGUCCCCUUGGAUGUCAGCAUUCUGAGAAUGCAAUUAUUCCCAUGUUAACUUUAAGUGAGUAUGGUGGAAUGGUGAUCUCUUUGAGGGACUGGAUUGGUGGAAAAGACAAGCUUGGGAUAGAUCUAUCUCCAAAAGAAGAGGAAUCGAAUGAUCUCUCGGCUGUUCUAAUUGAUAAAGAGGCCUUGUCAAGAAAUAUUGUGAAAGUGGUUGAUACCAAUCCAUCUUCAUCAGACGAACCUUCUCACGACACUUUAAGAGUUGAUGCAUUUGGAUAUCCCUUACCAGAUGCAACUUUAGCGGUAGUUAAUCCAGAGCUGUCAAUCAUUGUAUCUAAAGGAGAAUUAGGUGAAAUAUGGAUUGAUAGUCCAUGCUUGUCAGGAGGUUUCUUCGGUUUAAGAAAAGAAUCCAAGCUGAUUUUUCAUGCCAAAUGUCGUGAUGCCCAUGGAAUCUUAGAAAUGGACUUCUUACGGACUGGUCUCUUGGGGUUCACAUUUGGUGGUAAAGUAUAUGUCUUGGGGUUAUAUGAAGACAGAAUCAGACAAAGAGUGAGUUGGAUAGAUCAAAAGUUGUACAAUCAGCUCAAUCGUGAGCUUAUAAUUGGAAACGGCCUGAGGUAUCAUUACUCCUCGCAUUUGUUAGCUACUUUAGCAAGUGAAGUCAGGCAAGUAUACGAUUGUACAAUUUUUGAUGUGUUCAUUGGAAACGAAUAUUUGCCUGUUGCAAUUGUUGAGGCAGAAGUGAUACGAAAAUUACUAGAUGAUGGAAGUAACAAUGAUUCUAAUGGAAACGGGGCUAAAUCUGGCGAGAAUGAAGGUACUGUGAACUACUCAGCUGUUCCAUUGAAUGAACCUGAGUUGAACUCCAUUGCUCAGAAAUGUUUCGACACAUUGUACAAAAGACAUUUCUUGAGGUUGUAUUGUGUUGUUGUUGUUGAUUGUGAUACGUUACCUAAGAUCAUGAGAAGUGGAGGACGAGAGAUUGCGAACAUGUUGUGUAAGAAAAGGUUCCUUGAAGGUUCUUUAAGAGCAGAAUUCGUUAAAUUUUUUGUUCGGAAAUCAAUAAGUAUGAUUCCUCAUGGUGAAGAUGUAAUUGGAGGAAUCUGGUCACCAUAUGUUUCCGAACUCAGGAAUGUUGCAUUAGCAGGUUUUCCUGAGCAGGUAUCUACGGUAGACUACCGUGAAAAAUCCAUAGAUGAUAAGACUGGUGCUCCUUUGACCGAUUUUAAAACAAUAAUUGAUGUUUUAAAGUUCAGAGUGGCCAGUAGUGGAGACUCGAUUGCCUAUCAAAACAUUGACAAUAGCGGUAAGGGCAGUUCGAAACCUUUGACUUGGAAAAAGUUCGAGCAACGAGUCUAUGCUGUCUGUCAAUACAUGAUCGAAAAAGCAUAUAUCAAGCCUGGACAGUAUGUUAUUUUGAUGUUUUCUUUAUCAGAGGAGUUUGUGAUUGCUUUGUUUGCAUGUUUAAUGUGUGGAAUCAUUCCUAUUCCCAUGCUUCCAUUUGAUUCCAAUAGAAUUGGAGAGGAUUUCCCAGCAUUUGUUGGUGUCAUACGUGAUUUUGAUGUAAGUGAUAUCUUAGCGAAUGAAGAAGUUGAAAAGUUUUUGAAGAAUGGACCAGUUGCAGAUGCUUUGAAAAAGGUGAUUAACAAGAAGGCCAAACCAUUGAGAAUUAAAAAUACUGGUAAGUUAACUAAGCUCUCUAAUGUUGCGUCGUUGAACUCCAAAAUUGCAAAGUAUCAAGCUACAGUAAACUUCAGAGACGAGAGUACAAUUGCCUUGAUCUGGUUAAGCUUCACAUCUGAUCAUUAUAGAAUUGGUGCCACAUUGAGUCACAAAAAUAUACUUGGCAUUUGUAAGGUUUUCAAAGAAACUUGCAAUUUAAGUUCCAAAUCCUCUAUCGUGGGUUGUGUUCGUCAUUCUUCUGGGAUUGGGUUUGUCCAGGCUGCUUUGUUAGGUGUAUUCCUUGGAACUACCACUUAUUUAAGUUCCCCUGUGAAUUUCGCUGAAAAUCCGCUCGCGUUCUUCUUGGCUUUGGCUAAAUAUAAAGUCAAAGAUGUGUUUGUUACAGAACAAAUGUUGAAAUAUGCAGCAAUCAAAUUUACUCCAAAGGGUUUCAACCUUAGUAACUUGAAAAACAUGAUGAUCAGUACUGAGAAUAGGGUUGAAAUUGAUCUAUUGAGAAAGAUCGUUAGGGUAUUCCAACCUACUAAACUCGGAGCAGCUUCGAUGUCCACAGUGUACAAUCACUGUUUCAAUCCAAUGAUAGCGACUAGAUCUUACAUGACUGUGGCACCUGUUGACUUGUAUUUGGAUCCUAUUGCAUUAAGGCAAGGCUAUGUUUCUGUUGUAAAUCAAGUGGAGGUACCCAAUGCUUUACACAUUCAGGAUUCAGGUAUGGUUCCUGUUUGCACAGAAAUUGCGAUCGUAAAUCCUGAAACUAGGAAGCUAUGCAAAGAAGGCGAGUUUGGGGAAAUUUGGGUUUGUUCAGAAGCAAACUUGACAUCUUUCACAAAUGGUCCUAAGGGGCCAGUAGACAGAUUUAGUCAGGCCAACUUUCAUGGUGUUGUGGCAAAUGGUGAUCCUAACGUAACAUAUCUUAGGACUGGAGAUUUGGGUUUCUUGCAUCAUAUUUCUAUUACUAAGAAUGGCUCGAACUAUGGAACGAAUCUGCAAGAACAAGAGGAGUACACUUCCUUUCAACCAUUAUUUGUCUUAGGUAAGAUUGCUGACACAUUUGAAACUAUGGGUUUACAUCACUUCCCAAUUGAUAUUGAAAAUACUAUUGAAUCAUGUCAUUCUGACAUUUUCAAGAAUGGAUCAUGUGUGUUCAAAUGUUCUGAUUAUACUAUUGUUGUUUGUGAAUCGAAGCGGUCCCGCUUUUUUUCAUCCUUGGUGCCUUUAAUCGUCAAUACUAUCCUUUCGAAGCAUCAUAUCAUCGUGGAUAUAGUAGCAUUUAUCAAAAAGGGUGAGUUCCCAAUAUCAAGACUAGGAACAAAGCAAAGAGCAAGAAUUAUCGAUGCAUGGGUGCAGGGUGUGAUUCCAAUUUCAGCAUCUUACGGUGUAAAUUACGGUGAAAAUAGCAUGAUCAAGUUGGUAAAAGAAAUCGAUGUUGUGGCCAGGGAUCACCUUGUCACUGGUCUUAAGAACCCAGCUCUAUCUUAUUACGAUGCCGAUGUGGAUGAUGCAGAUGAUGCGUUCAGCAAAAAUGAGGGCCUAAUCUUAAAUGAGAUGGGCAGAGGUGAGGGGGCGGUGUUCUCGAUGAAUGAAGAGUAG